AUGGCAAACGGGUGCCCUGAGAGCAACGAGUGUAUGCAGGUGGACGGCUACCGUUCCGGCCAUACCAUCGGUGUUUUUGAGACCGUGGUGGUGUCUGAUGCAACCUGGGCGGUGUGGGAGAUCGUGUUCGCGAUCGGGGACUUCACCUUCACGGCCUUUUUUGUGCUGGAUGUUCUCGUGCGAAUAACGAUUUUACGAUGCAAGUUCUGGAAGGUGCCAAUGAACUACAUUGAUGUUGCCGUGUCUGGGACAUCACUCUUGGAGAUAGUCCUUUUCUAUGUCACGAGUGCCAACUUGGCAGUCAAUCCGAUCCUUUUCCGACUGUUGCGCAUCGGGAAAUUGGCUAGAGCAAUUCGCAUGAUUACCAUGAACAGCGUGCUGGCUUCCUUGCAUCUGCUCAUUCGCUGCUUGGCAGCCAGCACGAACAUCUUGUUCUGGACAUUUUGCUUGAUCGCCUUCUUUCAAUGCGUUUCGGGCAUGGUUGCUAACACACUUUGCCGGGACUUCAUCAACGACGAAAGCCAGUCGCUGCAAGUGCGUGAAGAUGUGUUUCGAUACUACGGAACUUUCAGUCGGACUUUCCUGUCAAUGUUUGAGCUGCUAUUUGCGAACUGGAGCCCGCCGUGCCGAGUUUUGGUCGAGAACAUCAGCGAGUGGUUUUCCGUCUAUUUCCUUCUGUACAGGUGUGUUCUUGGAUACGCGGUGCUCAAUGUGGUUUCUGCGGUCUUCGUACAGCAGACAAUGAAAACGGCCAGCUCCGACGAAGAGCUUGCAUUCAAGCAGAAGGAAAGAGACAUUGCCAUGUAUACGAGGAAAGUGAGGAGACUGUUCCAGACGAUGGAUGUAUCAGGGGAUGGAGUCCUUAACUACGAAGAGUUUUCCAAGCUCGUCAAAUCCCCGAUGUUGAAGUUUUGGAUGAGCCAGUUGGAGCUAGAAUACCACGAUCUCAUGUCCUUGUUCGAGUUCUUGGAUAAUGGCGAUGGUGAGAUUACGCUUAUGGAGUUCAUAGAAGGAGCGGCACGGCUCCGUGGUGGAGCCAAGGCGCUAGACAUCUGGCGCAUUGAGACCAAG
Messenger RNA from Symbiodinium necroappetens, 1071 nucleotides. NCBI's taxonomy places the organism in Eukaryota, Dinophyceae, Suessiales, Symbiodiniaceae. The record is from the annotation of a GenBank genome assembly.